This is a messenger RNA of Mangifera indica (mango), 1645 nucleotides long. RefSeq lists its product as uncharacterized. The record is from RefSeq and is a predicted model, not a curated record. NCBI's taxonomy places the organism in Eukaryota, Viridiplantae, Streptophyta, Magnoliopsida, Sapindales, Anacardiaceae. The coding region runs from base 364 to 1365 and encodes 333 amino acids. The transcript is spliced from 3 exons.
AAUCUUCCACGCGUCCCACUUUCCAGUGAUAUCCCCGUUCCCGAACACGCUGACAUCUCUGCCAUCUAUAAGACUCCUCUCUUAUAAUUUCGAUUUGUUCUAGGUCUCUGGCUGGAUCAACCGAUCAAGUUUAAGGUACCCUUUAGCUCUGGUUAAGGUGCCUUGCCUUCUCUAAGCCCUACCCCAGAACCAUCUCCUCGUGUCUUGAUCUAAGCAAAAAUUUGGCGGGAAACUUAUAUUAAUCUUUUCAGAAACCACAGACACUGUAUCUUCGCUGGUUAAAUUUAGCUUUUGGUUGGAUUUGAUUAUUUUGUCUUGACAGAUCUUGAUUUCACACGAAAUUACACUUUCUCCGGUUGAAGGAUGUCUCGUUGCUUCCCAUAUCCUCCACCGGGAUAUGUGAAGAACGGUAUUUGCGAUGAGGCUCUGAUCGAAUCGAUCAAGCUUCUACGCGAAGGAGAGAAGGCCAAGAAGAAAAGGAAAGAAAGGAAGAAAGAGAAAAUAUGGGAGAAGAAAGAAAAGGAGAAGGUUCGGGUAAGUGAAGUGGUUGAAAGUAAGAAGCACAGACAUAAAAGACACAAGGAUGACAGGAACCAAGAAGGUAAGAAAGGAGGGGGCCUUCAAAAGAAAACAGAAAAUGAACUUGAGAAGAGUAGCCUUACUGAAGAACAUGGGCAUUCGGUUGGAUCUCAGGACUCUUCUGACAGUACUCUUAGCAGCACCAAAAGACAGAAGUUGAGCUCACCCCCUGAUGGUGAGAAUAAUUCUGGAAGCAUUACGUGGAUCCGGUUGCCUUUCCAAAGGCAAAAUGAUCCAAAAGGGUUACCCAGCAGCGAACAGCCUUGCACUGCCUCUGGAGGGACUGACGGUGCCUGUACUCAAGUGAUGCAGGAACAUGCUCAUAGAACAGGCUUGGAGGAGGGAGAAAUGCCCUGUUCUCCUUCCAGAGUGAUAACAGGCUUGGAAGAGGUAAAACUGCCCUGUUCUGCUGCCGCAGAGAUGUGUCCAGAACUCACUUUAAGGGUCAAUGAAGAAAAGCCCUGCCUCUCUACAAGCGUGUCUGAAAGUUCUGCUCAGAUGGCUGAGACAGUUGUGCCAUCAAGCUUGUGUGGCCGCUGCUCCCCUCAGUUAGCAUUAAAAUUCAGAGAUGUCAUUGAGAACUGGGUUCCACCUCCAAUGGAACCUGACUGCACUUUCGGUUAUAAGGAAUGGCUGUUUGGGACAAGGCAGGACCGGAUACAUGGGGCCAAAAUCUGUGAAGCUGGUGGUCUUGGUUUACCUCAUGCGAACUCAACUACUUUACCACACGUUUGUUACUUACCUGAGGUUGAUAUGUAUGCUUUACCAUUCACCGUGCCAUAUUGAAACCCUCUCAUGAAAAUACAAAAUUGCCUGUAAAGUUGGGCACCAUUAAUUGUUCACGGUGCCUGAAAGUGUGAAUAGAGUUUGUUGUCUAGCAUUUCAGUUUGCUCUGUUGACUGUUGAGUAACUCCGGUUCAAUUUGCUGGCUAAAUGUGCGAGAGGAUAGCUAUAGCCAGUUAGGGAUUGAGUAGUCAAACUUUUUCAUGUAUUGAGGAAGUGAAAACAGAAUUGUACUAGAGAGCAAAUUUUUUCUGUAGUAAUAUAAUCAUCAAAUUCUCCACAA